GCAAUAGUACUUGCACAUACUUAAUAUUUUGUCUUAGAUGUGAAAUUCGUUUAGUCAUGUUCCCCAUCUCAUAGCACUAUAAUAGUAGGCUAAUUAGCCUUUUUGUGGUACGGAGGACGCUUUUGCACGGUUUCGUUUAAUUAGUGUCUACUUAUAGAGACAUUUACCCAAACCUAAUAAUAGUGACAUAGUGAUGUGUUCGCCCAUGAAUUCUUCCUUCAUGGUCCACCAUACCUCAAAAUGGCGUAUUGGAGUAUGAAGAAAGACACGAAUUUCUUGGUUAUACUUUAGGCACGAACAGACCUUGUGUUUCAUGCGGACCGUACAGACAAAAGUGUCAUACAAUAGGUGUGUGGUGUGGUGGUGCAAUGCACUAUUGCACAGGGGGUUAACAAUGUGACUACCGAACAUGCGGGGCUGUUAUUUCUCAUCACAAGGAAGUGGCUCAUGUGAUGAGAAAUCGAUAACUUGAACCGCAGUUAUAUACUGAACUGAAAAAGUUCUACUCGCUCUUUUAACGGCCGGACUGAAGUAAGCAACCACGUGCCUGGGCGAACCCACGACUGUAGAGAAGUUAUCAAAAAAAAAAAGUCGUCUUUCGUUGAGAGGCAGAAUAUUUGAACACGAUGGAGUCGAAAGUUAAGCGUGGUCUGUUAUGCAUUGGGAUUCUGAUGGGGAUCCAGCUGGAGUGUGCCAUGGGUAUAACAUCUGACAUUAACGCGUAUGUUGGAUGGGGCGUGGGGGUGAUAGUGGCUGUCGCUGUUGGGUGCGUCGUCGCAGCGGUCCUCAUAUGUGUUUGCUGCGUGUGCCUGUGCUACCACCUCUGUUGCAAGCAUCCACAAGCCACAACCACGACGAUUGUAGUGCCCCCUGGCAAUCAACAACAACCAUACGUUCACCAACCUGGAGCGCCACCACCGGCCUACAACCAGCAGCCAAUGGCCAUGCAACAGUCUCCGGCACAAGGAGCUAUGUAAUUCUGCACGACAACCUCACAUGUUUCGAUGAGCCUUUUGACAAAAAAAAUGGUGGACACUAUGGUAUUGCACUUUUUGGUUUGGGUGGAUGUGAUCAGAUUUACCCAAAUCUAUAGUAUUGUGUCCGCCAUAUACUUUAGAAUGGACAAUAAUAUGGUUCCGUGACUAGCGGUGCGGGUUAGGGCUAUAAUGACGGGUUAGGGUUAGGGUGAUGGUUAGGGUAGGGUGAGGGAGGCUUCAUACGUCAACAGGGUCAACCAAACAGAUAAAGUCAAUAAUGAAUCUACAAUCCUAGGGAGGCUUCACACGAUGGGCUUACGCAGGCCUCCUGUUGCAUAUCCCUCAUCAAUGGUUGUUUUAUAAAGUUGAAUUCAGAAAAGAAAACUCAACACGAACAUCUGCAAAUAAUUCAACAUUAUGACAAAUGUUGAAGUAUGAAUGUUUAAUAUAAACAUUAAUAACAAUAAGGUAAAUAAAAUUAAACAAGACCACUAGAUAUUAUACUAGCAAUGGUGGUGAAGAAUUCGGCUUCUCGUGAAUUUAAAUUAAAAAACGAAUUUUUACUUUUAACUUUUAGACAUCUCAUAAGAAAUAAAUCUUAAUCUAAAGCAGCACAAACAAAAACUUUUCUCGCUUGAAUUACACUGAUGUUGCAUUUCAUAGAACAUAGUGGAAAAUACGCCAUGUUUUAUUUUGUAUGUGCUGUAAACACAUGGUUGAACUUAACUGAAAUUUUAGAAGCUAGAUUUUUGUUUAAAGGUCGUAUGUCUAUAGUUUGCUUUUAAAAGCAUAGUUAGUAACUAUGUAUGAGGCAGCACAAAAAGGAGUGAUAACCUUUAAACAAAUCGUUUGAAUGUCGUUGUACUCAUAGAAUUUGUGAUUUUUUUUAAAAUUUUUUUUUCAGGCAUAACAUGAUUUUUACUCUUUUUUUUUAUCUGUACACAUUUCUUCAGAUAUCUACAGCUCUUGGUCAUUGUUUACUUCUUUUGAUUUUGUAAACUCAUAAAAUACAUUUCGUACACAGACAUAAUGCAUUGCUUCGUCGGAUCUUUCCAAUCAAAUUUGAAGGGACUGUAAAAUAAGCAAUCGUGUUUUAUGUUUUAUAGAAAAAAAUAUCUUCCCAACCGAGAAUGAAUAUGGGGGCUGAACAUGGAUAAUAUAGUUUUUUUCUAAAGGCAUUGGACACAUUUGUAGUGUCAAAUACCAGUAUUCUCAAUUUGUGUAUCCAAGUAUUAUGUACAACAAUUUGUUUGGCUCAAUUGGUCAUCGAAGUUGCCAGAAAAAUAAUGAAAGAAACAAAUCCUUGCACAACUUU
This is a messenger RNA of Asterias rubens (European starfish), 2292 nucleotides long. RefSeq names its product protein shisa-5-like. The transcript has 3 exons. The record is from RefSeq and is a predicted model, not a curated record. NCBI's taxonomy places the organism in Eukaryota, Metazoa, Echinodermata, Asteroidea, Forcipulatida, Asteriidae. The coding region runs from base 627 to 977 and encodes 116 amino acids.